Molecule: messenger RNA, 1073 nt
Organism: Argentina anserina (silverweed cinquefoil)
Lineage: Eukaryota; Viridiplantae; Streptophyta; Magnoliopsida; Rosales; Rosaceae
Product: E3 ubiquitin-protein ligase RMA1H1-like
Exons: 2
Coding region: 217-999 (260 amino acids)
Biological process (GO): ubiquitin-dependent protein catabolic process
Cellular component (GO): endoplasmic reticulum
Molecular function (GO): ubiquitin protein ligase activity; ubiquitin-like protein conjugating enzyme binding; metal ion binding
Source: RefSeq, a predicted model, not a curated record
AUAUAUCGCCACCCCGUUCCCUCUUUCCUCUCAUCCUUUACGAUUCUGGCAUUCUCUCCUUCCUUCUCAAAGCUCUCUUUCUGUCUCUACCGCCAUUGAAGCUUCUGCUACAACGCUCCUAAUAGGCCUUCACAAACAACGCUCUUACCCACUUCUCUACUCUUACUGAUAUAAGCAGCUCAAGAAUAUAUUUAUCAUUCUUCCCAAUCCAAUAAGAUGGCAACUGAGCAACACAUUGAAGGUUCUGUGGUUCAGUCUAAUUUCAUUGGAGAUGAUAAGUGUUCCUUUGGAAAGUCGAAUCCUGUUUCUGAAAUCCCAGAGUCUGAAAACAAGUCCGCUGCUAAUUUCGACUGCAGCAUAUGUUUGGACUCUGUGCACGAUCCAGUAGUGACCCUCUGUGGCCAUUUAUACUGCUGGCCUUGCAUAUACAAGUGGAUUCAGUUCCAGACUCCGUCUUCUGAAAGCCAAGAGAACCAAAAACAGCCACAGUGCGCGGUUUGCAAAACUGAAGUCUCCGAUUCAUCUCUAAUCCCACUCUAUGGUCGUGGUCAAACAACAAAACCCACAAAGCCAUCUAAAGACAAGGCUCCCCAUCUCGGUAUAGUCAUUCCGAAAAGACCUCUCGCUCCUUGCAGUGUUGAGACACCAAGAACCCCAAGUACCAGCCCUUACGGUACUCAGGAACUCCAUCACCGAAGUUAUCCUUAUCAAUUCCAAGUAAACAGCCCUCAAGGAGGUAGUUAUACAUCCGCCUUACAGAGUCCUAGUGGUACAGCAACACAAGUCUUGAAUCCGUUGGUCGGCAUGUUUGGUGAAAUGGUGUAUGCAAGGGUGUUUGGUAACUCGAUAACAAACGUAUACACUUACCCUAAUUCGUAUAAUCUUGCUGGUAGCACUAGUCCGAGAGUGAGAAGGCAUGUAAUGCAGGCUGAUAAGUCGCUCAACAGAAUGUGUUUUUUUCUGUUUUGUUGCUUUAUGUUGUGCCUAGUUUUGUUUUGAGCAAAGUUUUUUGUUGCUCAUCGUAUAGAUGUAAAUUAAAUGAGUAUAUGCAAGAAUUAAAAUAUCGGUAUCAA